Molecule: messenger RNA, 1046 nt
Organism: Nicotiana attenuata
Lineage: Eukaryota; Viridiplantae; Streptophyta; Magnoliopsida; Solanales; Solanaceae
Product: aluminum-activated malate transporter 12-like
Biological process (GO): malate transport
Cellular component (GO): plant-type vacuole membrane
Source: RefSeq, a predicted model, not a curated record
GCAUUAUAUGCAAGUUGGGAGCCAAGGCAUUCAAGACACUGUUACAGAUUUCCAUGGCAGCAGUAUGUUAAAUUGGGGAAUGUUCUUCGCCAUUUUGGAUACACAAUUGUAGCUCUACAUGGAUGUCUCCAAACUGAAAUUCAGACGCCUCGAUCGGUUCGAGCAAUGUUCAAAGAUCCAUGUAUCAGACUAGCUGGAGAAGUUACAAAAGCUUUAAAAGAAUUAGGAGAUAGUAUAAGAUAUCGUCGUCAAUGUUCACCAGAAAUACUAUCCGAUCACCUCCACGAAGCUUUACAAGACCUAGACAAUGCCAUAAAAUCCCAACCAAAACUCUUCAUUGGGUCCAAAAAUAAUUCCAACAAGUUAGCCCUAGCAACAAUCGGCAUACAGUCAGGUGCACUGAACUCCCGGAGAGUCACUUUAUCGAGCGUAAAGACCGAUACGUCCGCGUUGCUCGAGUGGAAAUCCAAAAGGGGUAGCACAAAUGAAAAUAAUGAGAGAAAAUCUUUGAGGCCUACAUUGAGUAAGAUUGCUAUUACUAGUCUUGAAUUUUCGGAUGCUUUGCCAUUUGCUGCAUUUGCUGCUUUAUUAGUUGAAAUUGUUGCAAGGCUUGAUCUUGUUAUUGAAGAAGUUGAAGAAUUGGGAAGAAUUGCUCAUUUCAAAGAGUAUAAUAAUUCUCAAGAUGAUGAUCAUAAUGUGGUUGUGGAUUUUGAGAAACAUGCAAUGCCUUUGAGAAAUGAAUUGCCCACUCAUGCAGGAGAUUAAAACGUUCUUUGGCGUCGAGGGAAUUGAACGAAUAGAGAUUCAAAAAAGAAUCGAUCUGAUUUAGGUCAUAAUCUUUAAGAAACUCCCGAAAUUAUUACUAGAAAGUCAACCGCGCAGAUUGACUAAGAUGUGGUUUGAUAGAUAUAGAAGUGUACUAAAGGAUAUUAAAAAAGUUGUAUUGAAGGACAUCUCUAGUGAUUGAUGACUUCUUUUUCCUAUUUUGGUUUGAAUGGUGUAAUAUUGCAUCUUUUUUUUGAGAAUGCUAUCAAGGAAAAAAAGAA